This is a messenger RNA of Baudoinia panamericana UAMH 10762, 2016 nucleotides long. RefSeq lists its product as uncharacterized. Gene Ontology annotation, cellular component: anaphase-promoting complex. Gene Ontology annotation, biological process: cell division. The transcript is spliced from 2 exons. Gene Ontology annotation, molecular function: protein binding. NCBI's taxonomy places the organism in Eukaryota, Fungi, Ascomycota, Dothideomycetes, Mycosphaerellales, Teratosphaeriaceae. Bases 1 to 2016 code for a protein of 671 amino acids. The record is from RefSeq and is a predicted model, not a curated record.
AUGGCACUGUCCAUGGAGCAGCAAAUAGAGCUGGUGAACCAGCUUCAGCAAGCUGUUGUAGCGUGCAACGAACGGUCUCUGUACUUCGCUGCUAAAUGGGCUGCAGAGCUGCUCAAUUCUUUCACCACCACCAACAACAGUGGCGCUGAUGGCGACGGCGAUACCGAUGUGGGCGAGCCCGAGACUGCCUUGAGAAGUUACCAUGUCAACCACGAUCCAAAGGAAGCCAAGCUGGAGGCUGCGGAGCUACCACGACAUAUGAUGGCCAAAUCCUUUCUCGACUGUCGAGAAUUUGAUCGCUGUGCUGCCGUUUUUCUGCCUUCUCAGGUACCACACAGCACGCCAGCAGCACAACUCCCGUCGCCAUCAAAGCUCGGACAGUCCACAUCGAGUAAUCAUUUCGACGCCCAUGACUUAGUUAAACCUGGUUUUGGCUCUAAAGGCAAAUCAGCAGCAACAGCGACGCCGGUAAUUCAGCCGCAAGCGACUCAUUUAUCGAAGAACAAAAGUCAGAAAGCUUUGUUCCUCUCGCUCUAUGCUCGCUAUCUCGCUGGCGAGAAGCGCAAGAACGAAGACUCUGAGACCGUACUUGGUCCGGCUGACGGCGCCGCCACGAUGAACAAAGAAGUUCCGGGACUUCUCGCGACGCUGGAACGGUGGUUCACCGCUAGGGGCGGGCUCCAGGACCUUACCAGCUCGCAAGGCUGGCUCGACUAUUUGUAUGGCAUGGUGCUAUCAAAGUCCAAGUCUGAAGCGCUUGCCAAACAAUGGCUGCUGCGAAGCGUGAACCUCCAACCCUACAACUGGUCGGCAUGGCUAGAGCUGGCCUCGCUGCUUGGCUCGCCCGAAGACAUGCAGCAGAUCAGUGAGCAUCUUCCACGCAAUAUCAUGUCUCUGAUCUUCCACGUGUACUGCAGUCAAGAGCUGUAUCAGCAAACUGUGGACAUCUUCGACACCCUGGCGCAGCUGCAAAGCAUCUUUCCUCGCUCAGCCUUUCUCUUACAGCAGAAGGCUUUACUGCACUAUCACGCUCGGGACCAUGAGCUCGCCAUGCAAACGUUCGACAGCUUGCUAAGGGAGCACCCUCAGCGCCUCGAUGGCAUGGAGACCUACAGUAAUCUACUCUACGUUUUGCCAAAUCGCCCGAAGCUCGCUACGCUAGCGAGCAUGGCCAGCGAUACGGACAGAUUUCGUCCUGAGACGAACUGCAUUUUAGGCAACUAUUACAGCCUCAUCUCAGAGCACGAGAAGGCAGUCCUUCACUUUCGCCGAGCACUAACACUGAAUCGUAACUUUCAAGCUGCAUGGACGCUCAUGGGCCAUGAGUACAUCGAGCUUAAGAAUACACAAGCAGCCAUCGAGUCUUAUCGACGAGCUGUGGACUCGAACCGCAAGGACUACCGUGCCUGGUACGGCCUCGGCCAGGGCUACGAAAUGCUCGAGUGUCACAGCUACAGCUUGUUCUACUAUCAGCGCGCUGCGGCGCUCUGUUCGGCGGAUCCGAAGAUGUGGGCUGCGGUCGGCAAUGCAUAUGCCAAGUGCAAUAAGACCACCAACGCCAUCCAAGCGUACAAGCGAGCACUUGUUGUCGGCAGCCAGAUUGACGCCGGCUCCAGCUUCGGCAGCGGCAACAGCGACCCGCUAGCUCAUGCCGUAGGUGGGGCGCUGGACCCGCAAAUAUUGUACGACAUAGCGUUGCUAUACCAAGGGCAUGAUCCGGAGGAAGCCGCGGCGUACAUGGAGCUUGCGCUCGCUCAGGAAGAAGGUGCGGAAGAGGGUGAAGAAGGCUUGGGCGUGACGCAAGUUACCUGCAAGGCUAGAUUGUGGCUUGCCAGGUAUAUGUACGGUAAGAGCGAGUGGCAGCGGACUAUGGAGCUGGCCAACGAGCUUUGUCAAGAUGGAUGGGAGGUGGAAGAGGCGAAGGCGUUGGUGAAGGACGUCAGGGCGAGGCUCAGCUUGGCUGAAGAGGGUGAAGAGGGUGAAGAGGGUGAAGAGGGUGAGGAGGGCGGCUCCUAA